AAGGCGGCUGUUUUUGAGAAGCAUCAAAUCACAAAAUUUAUUUUAGAAGCACCUGAUGAAAUUUUUCUUUCGUCUAAGGUUAUUCUCAUUAUAGGAAUUGCAGGAGCUUGUCGGACAGAUGAGCUCUGCAACAUGAAAAUGACAGAUGUAGAUACACGAGAGGAUAUGAUAGUCAUAAAUAUCCCUCAAACAAAAACAAAAUCUUCUCGAAAAUUUGUCAUUAUGGAGCCCACCUGGAUUGAUGUGGUUAAAAAAUACUUGACAAAAAGGCCGUCUCCUGAUAUGGCAAGGCUUUUCAUUGGGUUUAGAGGUGGAAAACCGACUAGACAAAACAUGGGACAUAAUACGAUAAGCAAGACACCUUAUAAAAUAGCUCAAUACCUACAACUGCCAAAUGUCGACGAAUUUACUGGCCAUACAUUGAGGCGAACAUCAGCGACUAUUUUGGCUGAUAUGGGUGGGGACAUAUUAUCACUCAAACGCCAUGGGGGCUGGAAAAGCUCAAUGGUUGCUGAAGGGUAUGUUGAGGAGUCUCUCACUGACAAAAGAAGAAUUGCAAAUAUAAUUCAGGGAACACCUCAUCACAUUAACCUACCUGCUCCUAGCUCUUCCAAUAUUUUAUGUGAGAGGAGUGAAGAAGUGUGUAGUGAAAUGCCAUCUACUUCCACACAUGCUGCUACAAACAGUGAAAUAACUAUACCGGUGGAGAACUUUACCUCCAAUCGCAAUACAUCGGGAAUCAAUAUGACGUGCCACAACUGCACAAUUAACUAUUAUUUCAAAUAAUUAUAGUUGAGGUGUUAAUCUUUAGUUACUUUGUUGUUAAUACUUAUUAUUCUCAAUUUUUUAAUAAACAUUUGUCUUUCGAAUAACACAAUAUUAUUUCUACAUUAACAUUUUCAUUAUUUAUUAUAAAAAUACUACUUCUUAACAGAUUACACAAAUUAGAGGUUAAAAAUGUCGCGUGCUCGUAAGAAUAACUGCAAUAGAUUUUUCAUGAUUGCUCUGGUGGCAUUCUUGCUGGAGUGUGGUCCAGGCGGCAAAUUUAAGAUUUCGCAAGAAAUUUCAGCUUCCCAGUUCUACAUCAUCUGUCAUUAAUAAACAAUGUAUAAAAUGUGGCAGCUUAAUGUCAAGUAAACACCUCAAC
Zophobas morio is the source of this 1147-nucleotide messenger RNA. RefSeq lists its product as uncharacterized. The transcript is spliced from 2 exons. Bases 133 to 786 code for a protein of 217 amino acids. Gene Ontology annotation, molecular function: DNA binding. Gene Ontology annotation, biological process: DNA integration; DNA recombination. The record is from RefSeq and is a predicted model, not a curated record. Lineage: Eukaryota; Metazoa; Arthropoda; Insecta; Coleoptera; Tenebrionidae.